Sipha flava (yellow sugarcane aphid) is the source of this 2452-nucleotide messenger RNA. Its product is annotated as zinc finger protein 282-like. The transcript is spliced from 3 exons. Bases 59 to 544 code for a protein of 161 amino acids. The record is from RefSeq and is a predicted model, not a curated record. Lineage: Eukaryota; Metazoa; Arthropoda; Insecta; Hemiptera; Aphididae.
CGUAUCGUGGUGUAGUGAUCGCAUUUUGUGUCCGUGAUUUUUUAAAAAUUUAUUGAAAAUGCCGUUCACUUGUAUUACGUGUGGUAUAACAUACGCGAACAAAAGUAGCUCAACACGACAUCAGAAAAUGCACGAUGGAACUGUUUUCAAAUGCGAGAUAUGCUCUAAAACAUACCUUCGUCGCGAUUAUUUGGUCAAACACGCGCAGAACGUUCACAAAUUUAAAAAAUACGGGAAAUCGUUCAACGAAGCAAUGGGCAUAACCGAUCUGAUGAUGGGAGAAGCACUGACAGAUGCACUAUCAUCACCACCACCACCACCACCACCACCACCAACCCCCACUUCACCAUCGUAUAUCUCGCUCGCACCACCCGUAGCCACCACGUCUACCCUCACCACCGACGUCGAUACCAUCGCUAUCCCCGCACCCGCACCGCGUAAACGCUUGAAUGUAAACACCGCGGUUAAUAUUAUGCGAAAAAAAAAAUCGUAUGGCAUCGAUGAACACGACGUGCGGGUUUCUCGAAAUAGACUCGUCUUUUAAUCGCUCCGUCGUAUGGUAUUACGCGAAAAACGUUAUUAAUUGUACCGAUUAUAACGUUUUUCUACAAUCGAUUAGGACGGAGCUGGUGGAUCUAUUACGUGGACGCACGCUAGUUCAUCCGAUAAAAUAUAACCUUAAAUUAGAGGCCACUUACGAUAUCCCCAAACUCGAGCAGUCGCUCGUAAACAGGUCUUUUAAAACGUGCGCACGCGAACUAUACAAACACGGGGAUAUCGAUGAGAUGGUGGACGAAGACUUUUCGGCGCUUAUCGCCGAGGAGGACGUUUACCGCGGUAAAGGUAGCGGAUACACUCUCAAGUGUAUAGACGGACUGUUGUUGGGUGUGUACAAGUACACUCCGCUCGACGGUUCGUCUUACGUUCCGUUACCGGCUUCCGUGGAGUCACGGAAGGCUGUGGUAAACCCGCAAAAUAUCGACCGCGAAUGUUUUAAGUGGGCGAUUCUGGUAAAACACGUGCAGAACAUCGCGCAUCUCAAUCGAGUCGGCGUGAAUUAUUCGAGCGAGGAGUACCGGUACGACUUCUCCGCGUUAUCAGUCCCCACCCCCGUAUCUGAAAUUAAAAUAUUCGAGCGUUGCAACCCCGGCACGUCGGUAAACGUGUACGGUUUGGGAAAUUGCGGUAACGAUAAAAUAUCCCCUACAGUAUACCCCUUAAGGGUUAUCGAUGCGGAGCAGGAGAAUCAUUUCGAUCUCCUACUCGUCAACAACGGUAAUAAUUAUCACUACACGUACAUCUCGAAUUUUUCCCGACUCGUUAGCAGUCAGAUGAGCACGAGUGAACGUAGAGUUUUCGUGUGUAAAAGGUGUUUUACCCGUUUCGAUAACCGACCCACUCGCUAUAAGCGUAACGGUGCGGCAGCGCUCGCGGACCACAUGAAAAUAUGUGGCACGCACAAACCGAUAGCGCCUAAGAUGCCGGUGGAGGGGGCCACGGUGCGAUUCGAGGGAUGGGGUAAAAUGCAACGCUUACCGUUUGUUUUGUACGCCGACUUCGAAUCGUAUCUCCGUAAUUCGACCGAGAGGCUAGGUACGAACACACGCGUCUCGCAAGACCACUGCCCCAUGAGCUACGGCUUUAUGGUAAAAGCCGCGGACGGUGUGCCCGCGGAGCUGCUCGAACGGUUCGAGAUUCCGCGCGCACCAGUCAUCGUUCGCGGGUCGGUUACGCGAAGUGACAUGGCGCGGCAAUUUGUUCUGGCGGUCACCGAGAUAGCGGGUAAAUUGUACGAACUGUAUAGGUCGACGAACACGGAUAUUGUGUGGAGCGGCGGUGAGGAGGAACUCGCGGUGCACACGUUUAAAACGAGUUGCGAUCUGUGUCGCGCGGCGUUCCGCGAGGAAAACCGUAAAGUCGCUCACCACGAUCAUCUGUCGGGGCGCUUUUGAAGACAUUAUGCAACACGUGCAAUUUGAAACUAAGAACGCCCAAUUUCGUGCCAUGCUUUUUGCACAAUUUAUCCAAAUACGAUGCUCAUUUUAUCGUGACCGAGUUGGGAUACGAUACCGAGAGGAUCUCCGUGAUACCCAACUCGGAGGAGAUGUACAUUUCUUUCUCGAAAUACAUUAACUCCAAGUUCACGAUAAGGUUUGUCGAUACGUAUCGUUUCAUGUCGUCCAGUCUAUCCACUUUGGCCGCGAACCUUUCGACCGCGGACUUUGGUAAAUUCCGCGAAAUCGCAAAAGUGUUCGCGCCGAACGAUAUGCCUCUCGUGACACGUAAAGGUGUAUAUCCGUACGAGUACACCGACAGCUGGGACAAAUUGAGCGAGACGAGUCUGCCGGAGCGCUCCGAGUUUUUCAGCACGCUGACGGAAAAGCACGUGAAGGUCGCGGAACACGAGCACGCGAUUCGGGUAUGGGAUCACUUCGAUUGCAGCACUCUAGGC